AUGAUUAAUUUAUACAGAUGGAUUGUAUCGGAGGCUAAGAAAGAUGGCGCUGAUGCUGAUAUUGCUAAAUAUGAUGGUCAAUGGGAAGUUGAAGGUACUAAGAAAUUAAUUAACCGUGGUGAUUUGGGAUUAGUUAUGAAGUCAAGAGCAAAGCACUCUGCUAUUUCAACGAUGUUGGAUCAACCAUUCGUUUUCGACACCAAACCAUUUAUCGUUCAAUAUGAAGUCCAGUUUCAAGAUUUUCAAGAAUGUGGCGGUGCUUACAUCAAAUUAUUAUCGGCAUCUGACAAGCUUAAAUUGGAAGAAUUACAUGAUAAAACUCCCUAUACAAUUAUGUUUGGUCCUGAUAAAUGUGGUGAAGAAAAAAAGCUGCAUUUCAUAUUUCGUCAUCAAAAUCCUGUAACAAAUGAAUUCGAGGAAAAACAUGCCAAAAAACCAGAUGUGGAUAUUGGCAAAUUUUUCGAUGAUAAAACACAUCUGUACAAACUCGCAAUCUUUCCUGACAAUACCUUUAAGAUCUUUGUUGAUGGGGAGUUGGUCAAUUCGGGUAGUUUGCUAGAAGAUUUUCAACCUCCUGUGAAUCCUCCAGAGGAAAUUGAUGAUCCUGAUGAUAAGAAGCCAGACGAGUGGGAUGACCGGGAAAAAAUUGACGAUUCGGAUGCUCGAAAGCCUGAUGAUUGGGAUGAAGAUGAACCUAUGGAAAUUCCUGAUCCGGCUGCUGUAAAACCCGAGUCGUGGUUAGAUGAUGAACAACAAUAUAUUGCUGAUCCAACUGCUAAGAAACCCGAUGACUGGGAUGCAGAAAUGGAUGGAGAAUGGGAACCGCCUUUAAUAGAUAAUCCUAAAUGCAAAGAAAGUGGAUGUGGAGAAUGGAAGCCUCCUAAAAUUCAUAAUCCUAAGUUUAAAGGUAAAUGGAUCGCACCAAAGAUUGAAAAUCCUAACUAUCAAGGUGAAUGGAAACCGAAGAAGAUCAAAAAUCCGAACUACUUUAAUGAUGAACAUCCUUUUACAAUGACUAGUAUUGCUGCACUUGGCUUUGAAAUAUGGUCAAUUAGCCCAGAUAUUUGUUUCGAUAAUAUUCUAAUCACGUCUGACGAAGCAGCAGCUGAGAAAGGAUCCUUCUUAUCCCGAUUUGCUGAAGCUGCUGAAGAGAAACCUUGGCUGUGGGUUGUGUACGGUAUAGGUCUCACUGUUCCAUUUGCCAUUCUUGGAUAUCUUUGCUUUCCUAAGAAGCGUGACGAAGCUGCGGAAAGAAAACGAACUGAUGCGCCAUCUCCUGAUGAUCCACAAAGUAGCAGAAGAGAUAAGGAGGAAGAAGAAUCAAAAGAAACGGAGAAGAAGAAAGUACCGGAACGAAAGUAA
Messenger RNA from Trichoplax adhaerens, 1362 nucleotides. RefSeq lists its product as uncharacterized. The coding region runs from base 1 to 1362 and encodes 453 amino acids. The record is from RefSeq and is a predicted model, not a curated record. Lineage: Eukaryota; Metazoa; Placozoa; Uniplacotomia; Trichoplacea; Trichoplacidae. Gene Ontology annotation, cellular component: endoplasmic reticulum; endoplasmic reticulum membrane. Gene Ontology annotation, molecular function: calcium ion binding. Gene Ontology annotation, biological process: protein folding. The transcript is spliced from 17 exons.